Molecule: messenger RNA, 935 nt
Organism: Fragaria vesca subsp. vesca
Lineage: Eukaryota; Viridiplantae; Streptophyta; Magnoliopsida; Rosales; Rosaceae
Exons: 1
Coding region: 392-715 (107 amino acids)
Source: RefSeq, a predicted model, not a curated record
UUUUUAUGCUAAAUUUAUGUUGUACUAGUUCAACCCACAAUCUGUAUGGCUUAAAAUAUUUGUGUAUACUUUCUGAUUGAAAUUUAAUUUAGGCAGAUUUGUUGGAAUGUUGGCCUUAAUAUUACCCCACAGACCACAUAUGUAUGUAUAUAAGUAGUGAAUUGGAGGUCUUUAAAAGGCACUCAUCAGAAACCAUUGUGAUAAACACCAGCACUAGCUACUCCACCACCAACAGAUGCCAUUAUCAAAAGCCAUAUGAAAGAGUUUGGUCCUAGCUAGCUAGUUGCAGAACUUUAAACUCCUUCCCUUUCCAAAACCAAACCCAUUGAUCGAUCAGUCUUGCAUUCAUUUGUGCAAGACAGGUUCAUCUGGUCCUUGAUCGAACAAAGAGAUGCGGCAUAUGCUAGCAACAAUGAGGCAAAAUAUCCAAAACAUGAGGAAAAGCCCCAGAGUAGCAGAUGAGAGCAUGGUUAACAUAGAACGCGGGAACUUAGCCGAAGAAUUGCAGAUUUAUGGAAGAUCAUCAUCCCGCGGUUGGAAGGGGUUUUCGGUUAUAGUUAGCGUUGUGAUCCUGCCAUUUUCUGUUCUUUCUUGCUUCUCUCAGCCUCAUGUUCAUGGCGCUGAUGGGGUUUGGACCUCGGGUGAUUUUGCGCAGAUAACGGAGAUAAAUCAUCUAAUGGUAAGUGACAGCAUGCGCUAUGCCAUCUUGAUGUAAAUUAUAAUGAAACUGCAUCGAUUGUACUGGAGUGUCCUGGUUUUGCAGCAGAUAUCCUACUUGCAUGGAUUGGCAAACAUAUGUAUCUUUCUCAUAUAAAUAUAUAGAUGGUGAUCAUUCAUGUAUUAAUAGUCGUAACUUUUCCUAUAUCAGAUAUGAAUGUUGAGCAUACAAAUUCUCUGUAUGGCCAUUGAUAUUACAUUCUGAGAUCAUCCCUUCU